GACUCGCCGCUCGGCCCCUCCCGCUGCCCCACUCACUCACUUACACCGCUAGCUCUGCACAGUGACUCGUCUCCUCUCCCCUUCCCACCAGCCUGCUGCUUUCGGGAAAGCCCCCGGGCAUGUCCGGAGUGCGUGUCAAAGAGUUGGCGCUUUCGUCUACGGGCAAACACUUGCGAGCCGCUGUCAGGAAUUCAUUCUGGGCGGGGAGAGCGGCUGAGUCGCUACAUUGCCGGCGUUGAGCAUAUCCAUGUACUGUGACCGUAAUCUUCACCGGGAGCUGCGGUGAUGCUUUGUCGGAAGCAACCGAGGGUAGAUCCCACUCUCUGAUCUUUGGCAAGGAGAGAGCUCCAGCUCCCCCGGAAGAUUGAAGUGCUGGUGAGUUUCUUACCUUCACACUACCAUCGAAUUAGAGCGGCCAGCAAGGAAGGCUCGCGUCAAUAUCCCGGAGGCAUUUCCUUCCCUUGUAGCGGAAGAAAUGCAAGGUGUUGAUUAAACAUGGAGUAUCUUCCAGCUACCAAUUGCUGAAUGACCUGACUCGCAUUGUUGUUCCUACUUUGCACUCUGUACCCUGGCGAAGGAAGUUAAACUGCCCAUUGGACCGCGUGGGGGUGGCCAGACCAGGAACCACUAGUAAUUGAGCUUUGGGUUACUCCUGCCGACUUUUAGCCUCUGUGUAAACUGCGUUUGGUUUGGUAACUCGAGCAACUGGUGCAAUAGCAAGGCUGUGAAAAUGCUGCAGCAGAUACUGGAGACUAUGUAUAUUGACCCAGAACUUCUGGCUGAACUCAAUGAAGAACAAAAACAGAUACUGUUCUUUAAAAUGCGACAGGAGCAGAUUCGAAGAUGGAAGGAUAAUGAGAAAAAACUGGAAUCAAAGGAAAAUAAAUCGUCGACAAAGAAAGGAAAAUCGGUCAACUGGCUGCUGGCAGCUGAUAGCGACGUGUGGGUCUGGGUGAUGGGUGAAGGUGCAGGAGACAAACCCUACAAUCAAAUUUGUGAUGAAAUAAUGGCAGAGCGAGCGAGACAACAGGCUCAAAAAGAGACUGGGGAGCUGAGGAAAGAGAAAGAGAAGGAGUUGAUUCGAAGAUUCUCGGGCUCAUUUAAAGCUCGGGAGAAAGCAGCCAAGGAUACCCUGAGACAGAAGGAAGCUGAGAAGAAAGCGGAGGUUGAACGGGCUACAAAAGCAGCUGCCGAGCAAGAGCAAAUCCAAAUGGAACUAAAGCAAAAAGAGGAGGAGGAACGCAGGAGGCAAGAGGUGGAGAUCAAGUGCCUGGAAGAGGAGAGGACUCAGCAGUUGUACAUUAACCUGAAGGAAGCCCAGGAAAUGGUCCAAAAGAAUGAAAAGGAAGAUCUCGUGUGGCGUGAGAGCUUAAGGAAAUCCAAGGUAGCUGACGAGAAGCGACGGUCGAUAGCCAAGCAAGCACGAGAUGACUACAAGCGACACUCUCUGAAGGCGAUCGAGAGGGGAAAGGUGUCUGCAAUCUCACAGACCUUUCAAAAGCUCCAGCCUCCAGUGAAGCCUCCCAUUCCACCGCGCAGAUUUGCUGUCAAUCCCAAGGAGUGCAAUGCCAGAAGAGAAACGCCGCCCCAGAAACUGAAUCAUGACAGCCGGGAGAGCAUCAUCAGAUGGUUCAAAGAACAGCAGAUUCCUAUGCGGGCAGGUUAUGAAAAGAAUAGUGACGUCAUAGCGCCCUGGUUUCAUGGCAUUAUAACCAGGCAAGAGGCUGAGGAGCUCCUAAAUAAAGAAGAAAAUGGGUCAUUUCUAAUCAGAAUCAGCGAGCGGGUGAUUGGUUAUUGCCUGUCGUACCGAAGCAGUGAAGGGUUGAAGCACUUCCUGAUCGACUCCUCCAAGGACUCGUACACCUUCUUUGGUGUAGACCAGUUGCAGCAUGCAACCCUCGCUGACAUGGUGGAGUACCACAAGGAUGAACCCAUCACGUUAGCAGGCGCUGAACUCUUGCGUGAACCCUGUGGCCAGCAGAGGUUGCCUACGGACUAUGCCUAUCUCUUCAACUGAGUCCCCUUGGAGCCAGGAGUAUCCAACCACAACCAUUGUUGUCAGUCUUCAAGGUGUUCACUUUAGCGAGAGAUUGAGUGAAGUUACUGGGCCCAGUAAUUAUAUUGUACUUCCUUUGAGAAGAUUUUACAUUGUGCAAAAAGAAAAAAAAAUCAAUUGGAGUCAAAGUAGGCAGUAUUUACUCACUUUUCCAAUUUUUAAGAACGUUUACAUUUGAGUUCAUAGCUGUUACUUUAUUUUUUGACGGGCCAGGGUAGCUGUUUUUUAUGCUGCACAGCUGGUAUAUUACAGAUCAUGAAUUCUUUGUGGAGAAUUAAGUAAAUAAUACCAGCUGUUCUUAAAAGUACAUGUAUUUUACUAAUAGAAGAACGUAUAUUGUAAAAUGGAUUCAUUUGUAUCCUGCCCUCUUGUCGAUUGACAGGGUUUUCGUGAUGCAAGCCUCUUAAUCUUGUCAUUAUCUCGUGAAAGAAAUGUAUUUUCAUACAGCUGCCAAUUUUUUUAAUGCACUCUGCUGUCUGCAUGAUUUAGGAAAAUAAAGGGAAGAGCCAUGCAUUCUUGAUAGUUAAGGAAGCUAAUUUCUAAACUUUAUACCCAAUCGGUUCAAGUUUCCAAUUACUGUUAUACUUUGUAUUUAAUAAAGUGAAACUCUGACUAGCUAA
Molecule: messenger RNA, 2676 nt
Organism: Leucoraja erinaceus (little skate)
Lineage: Eukaryota; Metazoa; Chordata; Chondrichthyes; Rajiformes; Rajidae
Gene: sh2d4a
Product: SH2 domain containing 4A
Exons: 9
Coding region: 731-2017 (428 amino acids)
Cellular component (GO): cytoplasm
Source: RefSeq, a predicted model, not a curated record